Myotis lucifugus (little brown bat) is the source of this 1291-nucleotide messenger RNA. RefSeq names its product PHD finger protein 24 (gene PHF24). NCBI's taxonomy places the organism in Eukaryota, Metazoa, Chordata, Mammalia, Chiroptera, Vespertilionidae. The record is from RefSeq and is a predicted model, not a curated record. Bases 5 to 1207 code for a protein of 400 amino acids. The transcript has 7 exons.
AGCCAUGGGGGUGUUGAUGUCCAAGCGGCAGACAGUGGAGCAGGUACAGAAGGUGAGCCUGGCCGUGUCUGCUUUCAAGGAUGGGCUGCGGGACAGGCCUUCCAACCAGCGCACAGGUGAGCUUCCAGGGUCCCACCAUGACACUGUAGAGGGCUCUGUCCAGGAGGUGCAGGAGGAGAAAGAAGCAGAGGCAAGCACCUCCGUGCUCCAAGAAGAGAGCAGCAUCAACCGUGCAGCCUGGGAGAGGCUCCGAGAUGGGCGUGGAGUGGAACCUGAGGAGUUUGACAGGAACAAUCGUUUUACCCCUCCUGCCUUCAUCCGCCCUACCCGGAAGCUGGAUGAUGACAAGCCUCCAGAUAUCUGCUUGGAACCCAGAGAGCCUGUCGUCAGUGAUGAGAUGUGCGAUGUCUGUGAGGUCUGGACGGCCGAGAGCCUCUUCCCAUGCAGGGUCUGCACCAGGGUUUUUCAUGAUGGCUGCCUGCGUCGCAUGGGCUACAUCCAAGGAGACGGUGCAGCAGAGGUGACCGAGAUGGCACACACGGAAACAGGCUGGAGCUGCCACUACUGUAACAAUCUCAACUUGCUGCUAACUGAGGAGGAGAUGUAUAGCCUCACAGAGACCUUUCAGCAGUGUAAAGUCAUCCCUGAUUGCUCUCUGACGCGGGAGGACUUCCUGCGCUACCGCCACCAAGCAGCAAAGCGGGGGGACAGUGACAGGGCUUUAAGCGAGGAGCAAGAGGAGCAGGCAGCCCACCAGUUUGCAGCCCUGGACCCUGAACAUCGAGGACACAUAGAGUGGCCUGACUUCUUGUCCCAUGAGUCCCUCCUACUUCUGCAGCAAUUGCGUCCCCAGAACUCUCUGUUAAGGCUUCUGACAGUCAAGGAGCGGGAGCGAGCCCGGGCCACCUUCCUGGCCUGGGGCAGUGGGAGCGCCAUCAGUGAGGCAGAGUGCCACCGUGCACGGCACUCCUGGUUCCACAAACACCUCCCAGAGGCUCCUUCCUCCAGCGUCAGCAUCAGCCAUGUGGGUCCCAUAGCAGACAGCAGCCCAGCCAGCAGCAGCAGCAAGAGUCAGGACAAGGCCCUGAUGCCCACAGAGCGUGAAUCCAGAUCUGUGGACUGGCCUACCUUCCUGCGGGAGAAUGUCAUCUACAUCUUGGCUGCCCGCCCGAACAGCUCAGCCAUUCACCUGAAACCCCCAGGAUAGCAUGGAGCAGAGAAGCUGAAUUCUGGGACAGUGGCGUUCUCUCCUUUUCCCUUCUCCCUCUCCCCCACCAACCUCUGGUACUGA